Chenopodium quinoa (quinoa) is the source of this 663-nucleotide messenger RNA. RefSeq lists its product as uncharacterized. The transcript has 2 exons. The coding region runs from base 1 to 663 and encodes 220 amino acids. The record is from RefSeq and is a predicted model, not a curated record. Lineage: Eukaryota; Viridiplantae; Streptophyta; Magnoliopsida; Caryophyllales; Amaranthaceae.
AUGAACGACGACGACAAUCGUACACCGGAGGCAUCUUCGGAAGAAUCUGAUGCGGAAUUUGAAGACGGUUGUGACGGUGUGAAUUAUAGUGCUCAUUUUGUGAUGAACACGUAUUUUCCAACGUUUGAAGAUGUAGUGGAAUGGGCGGAUGUUGUUUCCAUAAAUCUUGGAUUUAUUUUGGUUAAGUCGUCGUACAACAAAACUAGAGAUGGGAGGCCUUAUUGGUAUUUGAGAUGUGAUCGGGGACGAAAGAGCAAGCCGAGAGAUUUGGAGGACGUUAUUCGAACGGACACAAAGACCAAAGCUAAUGGUUGUCCUUUCUACAUCAAGAUAUACUACGAGUUUGUCACCGAUAGUUGGAAGAUCCGGGCAAGAAAUGAUGCAACUGGGACCCAUAACCAUCCAAUGAUUGUGUAUCAGGAGGGUCAUCGUAAAAUUAGUGGGUUGAGUCCGGAUGCGAAGAAGGUUGUGCGUGACAUGACGAAGUCCAAGGUUGCACCACGUAACAUCAUGGCGACUAUUGCAGAGCAAGUUCCUGAUGAUCAUCCAAACAUCAGACACAUUUACAACUGCCAAAAUGACUUCAGAACGGAGAUGUCUGAUGGGAGAGGAGUUGUUCAGCAAUUUCUUCAUUUGGAGAGACAGAGUCAGUAUCUUUACUAG